Abrus precatorius (Indian licorice) is the source of this 1309-nucleotide messenger RNA. Its product is annotated as E3 ubiquitin-protein ligase SINA-like 10. The transcript is spliced from 2 exons. Lineage: Eukaryota; Viridiplantae; Streptophyta; Magnoliopsida; Fabales; Fabaceae. Bases 87 to 1034 code for a protein of 315 amino acids. Gene Ontology annotation, molecular function: zinc ion binding. The record is from RefSeq and is a predicted model, not a curated record.
GUCCAUUUAUGCAUCAGAACGACAACCAUUUCCGUAUAUAAAAGAAGGAAGAUAGUGUCCAGAAUCAAACAGAGAAAGCGAGAGAGAUGGUGAAAAUUUCGGUUGGUGGAUACGAUGACGGAGAAGGACCCAGCAACCGAAGCCAGAAGCGACGCAGGGAAGAGGAAGAAGGAGAAGAAGAAGAAGAGCAGCAUCCACAACAAAGCUUUGAAAUUGUGGACCCUCCAAUUGGAACCCAAGAAAACGAAGAACAUGCUCCAACUGAUGCUGGAUCAAAUGGGUCUGCAACCAAUGACAGGGACAGGUCCAUUCCCCUCUUCGUUUCUGACCCUGAUGUCUUUGAUUGCUGCAUUUGCUAUGAACCCUUGGGUGCUCCUGUUUUCCAGUGUGAGAAUGGACAUAUUGCUUGCUCUAAUUGCUGUGCCAGACUCAGGAACAAGUGUCCCAUGUGCUUAAUGCCCAUUGGGUAUAAUCGUUGCCGAGCUAUUGAGAAGGUGCUGGAUGCUAUUAAAAUGUCAUGCCUGAAUGCACAAUAUGGCUGUAACGAGAUGUUUAGUUACAGCAGGAAAAGUAACCAUGAGAAGGAAUGCAAAUAUCUACCAUGUUUAUGCCCGCAUACAGGUUGCGAUUAUGUUGCUUCAUCCAAGGAGUUAUCCCUCCACUUCAGCCAUAGACAUGUAGGCUCUGGAACGCAGUUUAUAUAUGAUAGAUUUUUCACUCUCUUCUUAAAUACUGAUCAAAAAACGGUUGUUCUUCAAGAGAAAAAUGAUGCUAAUCUGUUUGUUGUUCACAAUAAUCAUGAGCUUCUGGGGAAUAUAGUCUACAUUAGUUGCAUUGGCCCCAAGUCGAUGGCAGGGUUUCAUUACGAUGUCUUGGCUAGGUCUCAGGGAAGCACUUUAAUAUUGCAAUCUUUCACCAAGAUCAUUCAAGGCCAAAUAGCUGAUGCUCCUACAAAAAGGUUCCUUUUGAUUCCAUCUGGUUUUUUCCCUUCUGUACAACUCAAACUGGAUAUUCGCAUCAAGUCACAGCAUUAAACCUUGGCUGGAGAUUGAACUGGAGGCUGUAUCUUGUUUGAUUUAUGUAUGUAUUCUCUUUGUUUAGCGCUUAUCAGAUCAGAUAGUUUAUUCUAUGUGUGACUUGUCAAGAAAGUUGCAGUAGUGGAGUAGGAAACCAAAGAAUACUUUAUGGAUGCGUGGGAUUAUGGUUUCAAAAUUAUCCUGUAAAUAUGAAGUAUGCUUAAAAUCUAUUAUUACAUUUGAAUUUUGUUACUGCCUCUUUAAAUGCACAAAUUUGUUGACAGUUAGCUUCU